AUGGAUGAGGUUCGCAAUGCAGCGCAGCCCCAGGCAGCUACAGACCCAAUCAUCCAGGCCAAGUUGGAUCUGCUAAGGCGAUUGGUAAGAAACCUGAGAGCUCAUAAGUUGACGGACAUUGAAAUGGAGAGGCAGAGUGGUUCCGCUUUUUUAGAACAUAGUAACCAGCUGCCCAUAGCUAUCAAAUUCAAGAUGCCAACAUGGAAGAUGUACACUGGACAGGAAGACCCAGUGCCCCAUGUUCACAACCUUGAACUACAAACUGAUCCCCAGGGGAUUCAGGAUGAUGCUAGGUGCAGGAUCUUCCAUGCAACUCUGUUUAAAAUCGCCCAGCAGUGGUUCUUCAAGCUGCAGCUAGGGUCAAUUACAACAUGUGAUGGAUUUGUAAGCAUAUUCUAUUCCCAAUUUUCUUCGGAAAUGUCGCUUAUGGCAGAGCCAAAUGACCUGCUCGACAUAAAACAAACAGAUAAUGAACCUUUAAAGGACUACAUUCAACGUUUUAUUGAGGAGGCCAUUAGGGUGAAAUCCUUGAGUGAUGAUGGUAAAUUGAUAGCCAUUAACUCAGGAAUCAAAGUAAAAAACCCAUUUUGGAGCAGCUUGAAGAGGAAGUCUGUGUGUACCACCCUGGAAUUCCUUGAUCGGGUAGAAGAAUUUAUUAAGCUUGAGGAAGCUGAAUGGAAGGUAGAUAAUCCAACUCAAGCUGCUACUGGGCAGGGAAAAACAGAUGCUGGGAGUACCACUAACACAGCAAGAGAAAAUAAAAAUGGGGCCAAAAACAACAAACGUCGUAACGGGGCUGGAAGCAGUAAUAUUCAGAAUGAUAGCAAGAAGCCUAAAACUACCGAGCAGCCCAAACCAGAAGAAUAUGUUCCUAAGUUUACUACUUACUCCAUCAUGUUGGAGCCCCGUGUAGAUGAUUUCAAUGCUACCCAAACGGUCAUACGGUAUAGAAGACUUCCACUAAUGAGGAAGGAUUUUAACAGACGGGAUACGACUAAAUUCUUUCAGUUUCACAAUGACUAUGGUCUUGAAACCAAUGAAUGUAACCACCUGAAGGAAGAGAAAUAUUUCCUCAUUAGGUAG
Humulus lupulus (European hop) is the source of this 1083-nucleotide messenger RNA. RefSeq lists its product as uncharacterized. The coding region runs from base 1 to 1083 and encodes 360 amino acids. NCBI's taxonomy places the organism in Eukaryota, Viridiplantae, Streptophyta, Magnoliopsida, Rosales, Cannabaceae. The transcript has a single exon. The record is from RefSeq and is a predicted model, not a curated record.